Messenger RNA from Lodderomyces theae, 267 nucleotides. RefSeq names its product protein transporter (gene TIM8). The transcript has a single exon. Bases 1 to 267 code for a protein of 88 amino acids. NCBI's taxonomy places the organism in Eukaryota, Fungi, Ascomycota, Pichiomycetes, Serinales, Debaryomycetaceae. The record is from RefSeq and is a predicted model, not a curated record.
AUGUCAACUAUAUCACCUUCUGCAUUGCAGAGCCUUGAUCCGGAGAGCAGAAAAGAGAUGAUGCAGUUCAUCGAAGCCGAACAAUCAAAAUCAAAAGUCCAAUCAUCGAUUCACAAUUUCACUGACAUGUGUUUCAAGAAAUGCAACAAAGAUAAGCCAAUAACAUCAUCAACUUUGGAUAAUAGAGAAGAACAGUGUUUGGUGAACUGUCUAAACAGGUUCUUGGAUACAAACAUCAAAGUGGUUGAAGCUUUACAAGGGAGAUAG